GUCUCAUAUUUUACACGUGACUUUGGCAAGCGGAAGGAAAAUAGUUUCUAUCAAAACUUGGUAUUAUUUAGACAAGAUCCGGACAUUAUAGUUACUAUAAUGCAGUUCGCAAUAGACUACGUAUUUGCCACAAAUGACUAAAACAUCAACACUAACAUGAAAGUCGGCUCUAGAACAUGAAAAGCUGGUGUCGCAGUCCGUUACUCGUCUGCCGAAGCCAAUGAGGAAACCAGUCAGGGCGCAUUACGCACACCCUGUCCAGCCAAGAAACCGCGAAAAAGCGUGUGAACUUCAUAGCAGCGAGUCUUUGAACGGUGUCUAAAGAGUUGAGCAAUGGCAGAAAAGGAGCUACAAAGAGUGAGGAAAGAUUUUAUAAAAAGGGUCACCAAACCAGUAAUCAAUCAGCUUUUGGAUGGCCUCUUGGAAGACCGUGUCUUGAAUGAUGGGGAGAAAGAUUCCAUUCUGGAAGAAAAUAGCUCCACAGCUGACAAGGCACGCAAUCUCAUUGAUAAUGUGUGGAAGAAAGGACCUAAAGCCAGCAUGAGGAUGAUUUUUCAUAUUGAAGAAAAUGAUUCUUCACUUUACUCUGUGCUGGGUCUGUCUUCUGGUCAGCCUGCUCAGCCAGCAGCACAGCCGCAGAUUGACCCUUCAACCCCAGCCAUCCUCACUGUACAGGAGUUCUGGGAGAAGAUGAAGAAUGAUAAAGAUUGUUACUCCGUUAGUAAAACUUCUUAUGAGAAUCGAGUGGCCCUGUUGAUCACCAACAUAGAGUUUUCUAAUAAGAGGCUGAACAGAGCGGGAGCUGAAAAAGAUGAGGAGAACAUGAAUAAAGUGCUCUCAAGUCUGGGAUAUAAGGUGGAGAAACAUAGAAACCUCACAGGAAAGGAAAUUGAGGAGAAGAUUGUCAAGUUUUCUCAACUUCGCGAACUAAAAGAGACUGAUAGUGUAUUUGUGGUUAUCAUGUCUCAUGGGAAGUUGGGAGCGGUUCUCGGAGUCAACACGAAAAAUGACGGUGACGAUGAGUUUCCCAUAGACAACAUUUACAGACACCUGGGCUCAGAGAGAUGUCCAGCUCUGCUGAACAAACCAAAGAUUGUUAUCAUCCAGGCCUGCAGAGGAGAAGAGAAAGGAUCUGUGUUUGUCAGUGAUAGUGCAAACCAAGCUAAUGAUGUGCCAGCUCCUGUUGUCAGCGAGGACUUUGCAAGAGAUGAAGCUAAUGAUGUGCCAGCUCCUCUUGUCAGUGAGGAUUUUGCAGAAGAUGCUGUGAAAUGUGUACACAAAGAAAAAGACUUCAUCUCUCUUCUCUCCUGCACACCUGAUACUGUUUCAUACAGACAUAAAGAUCAAGGGUCACUCCUCAUUCAGUACAUUGAUGAAGUUUUCAAGACUGAUGCACGUGAGGAUCACAUUUCCGAACUUUUCAGAAAAGUCCUGCGUAAGUUCGAAUCCUUCGAUGUUUCCAACAAAAGACAGAUGCCUUCUAUAGACAGAUGCACAGCAACGAAGCUUUUCUACCUCUAUCCAGGACUCUCAGGCACAACUCCACCUUAAUGUUUUCGUUCUGGCUUUUUAAACAGUUUUCUUUUUGCCACUAAAGCCACAAAUCAACUGGUUUCUGACAAGUUAUUUUCUUUCAACAUAAGAUACUGACAGUUGAUGACCAUAUGCUGUACAUAUAUUGAUUUGACUGAGUUUGUCCAUGUUCUAAAAAUAAAAAGUUCAUCAUAAAAUGUA
This is a messenger RNA of Melanotaenia boesemani (Boeseman's rainbowfish), 1734 nucleotides long. RefSeq names its product caspase a-like. The transcript has 8 exons. The coding region runs from base 334 to 1551 and encodes 405 amino acids. Gene Ontology annotation, molecular function: cysteine-type endopeptidase activity. The record is from RefSeq and is a predicted model, not a curated record. Gene Ontology annotation, biological process: regulation of apoptotic process; proteolysis. NCBI's taxonomy places the organism in Eukaryota, Metazoa, Chordata, Actinopteri, Atheriniformes, Melanotaeniidae.